AUGUUUCCGCAUUGCAGGAAGGAGGACUUGCUGAAACAUCGCGAGUACCUUAAGAAGAGGAAGCAGAAGAAGCAAGAGAAGAUGAAAGAGUUGGAGAAGGUCAGAGAAACUGACAAGAACAAGUGGUUAUCUUUCAAAAAUAAGGCAAUAAAUAAGAGCAAGAAGGGGGUGACAAAGCAGUCAAUAUUUCGAUCCCCCGAAACUGUGGAUGGACGAGUUGGUGUUGGGACAUGUGGGUUGUCUGGCAAGGGUAUGACCGACUUCAAGGGUGCCAAGAAGUACCAACGCAACGUUCGAAAGGGCAUUCAGAAAACUGGAACUGACAGAUGUUGCGACUGUGAAAGAUGCGGAAGGCGCGGACGAGAAUUUUGGAAGCAGUACAACCAGCAAAUUGAUAAUCUAGGAAGCAUUGAGGAAGCACUGUUGAGUCCAGUUCCGGAAGCUGAACUAAAGCUUACUUUGGCUUUAGCAUUGGGCUCUGAAUCUCGAAUGUUGAUCGACGAGACUUUUCCAAAUCGCUAUCCGACUCGAAGGAUUUUGAAUGAUAAACCCGAAAGAUUUUUCCGAUGUCGAGUCGAGGGCAACGUCGAAUGUCAUGACGAGGUGCUGCGAUUAGCAUCACAGAUGCGCCGAACUGAUGCAAUCCUUUUUGCAAGGUUCCGUGAAAAAUUCUGUCGAGAACGUGUCGGGAAGGGGAAAUCAUUUGUCUUGGUUUUCGUGGAAAAUUCUGUCGAGAACGUGAUGGGAAGAAGAAGUCAUUUGUCUAGGUUUUUGCUCUUCGGGAGAUUUUUAGUGUCGCACAGGCGCCGUGUUAACAGGUUUGAAUUGCACGUUCUAAUGAACGAAUUUCCAUUUGCAGGGUUUGUCUGCGAUUCGAUUGGAGAUCAAACGGACAGCAUUUUCAAUGGGUUUGUCAACGAAUCGAUUGGCGAUCAAACGGACAGCAUUUUCAACGGGUUUGUCAACGAAUCGAUUGGCGAUCAAACGGACAGCAUUUUCAACGAUCGAGUGAAAAUCAUCGAUGCGACAUUUUCGACGGUGCAUGUGAGAUGUGACGUUCGUCCGGGAAUCUUCGAGUUGCUGCUGGGCGACUCCAAGGAUCUUCUCUGA
Messenger RNA from Notodromas monacha, 1110 nucleotides. NCBI's taxonomy places the organism in Eukaryota, Metazoa, Arthropoda, Ostracoda, Podocopida, Cyprididae. The record is from the annotation of a GenBank genome assembly.